AUGAUGCACGAGGUCGGGACUCUCUCACUCCUUUUGCAGAAAUGCACGACGCCUAUCUGCCAAUUAUCCACCGGCGUUAGUGCGGAUACUUUCAACGAGUAUCUCAAGGUCGCCGAUACGACGCGGCGUCUAUGCCUCAAGAGAUUCUGCAAGGCUGUCAUCUGGGCUUACUCAGGCGAGUAUCUUCAACGUCCGACACAGGCGGACAUCCAACACCUUCUUCAGAUGCAUGAGGCGCGACACGGAUUUCAUAGGAUGCUCGGGAGUCUCGAUUGUAUGCAUUGGGCAUGGAAGAGUUGCCCAAAGGCGUGGCACGACGCAUAUACACGUGGUGAUCAAGGAGAGCCCACCUUGAUCUUGAAGUCGCCUCUGUUCUCCGACGUGUUGGAUGGAACGGCGGCGCCGGUGAUCUUUGAGGCCAAUCGGCACUACUAUCAGAUGGGCUACUACUUGUGCGACGGCUUAUAUCCGGAGUGGUGCUGCUUCGUCAAGAGUCCGCCGAUGGUGACCAAUCCAAAUGAGGCAAGGUUCAAGAAGAUGCAACAAUCGGCACAGAAGGAUGUCGAACGUGCCUUUGGAGUGCUUCAAGCUCGAUGGAAAAUCAUUCGAAGUUCGGCACAAGGAAUUGGGGACUUUGCACGCAUCAAUCUUGGAGUUUUGCUUGACAUCUUUGGAGACUUUGAAUCCAUCAAUGAAGGAGCUUUGCUUGGCAUCUUUGGAGUUUUGCACUCAUCAAUCAAGGAGUUUUGCUUGACGUCUUUGGAGCUUUGCACCCAUCAAUCAAGGAGUUUUGUUUGA
Messenger RNA from Salvia miltiorrhiza (redroot sage), 798 nucleotides. RefSeq lists its product as uncharacterized. Lineage: Eukaryota; Viridiplantae; Streptophyta; Magnoliopsida; Lamiales; Lamiaceae. The record is from RefSeq and is a predicted model, not a curated record. The coding region runs from base 1 to 798 and encodes 265 amino acids. The transcript is spliced from 3 exons.